AUGAUCCGGAGGCUGUCUUCUUCGGACUUGAAGCUGCUGCCGCUCGGGGAACGAGGCGAUCCCCGGGGAUCGUUCGAUCCCGUGCUGGUCAAUCUGCUGUCAAUGGGGCUGCAUGCAGAAGCAGCAGAAGCAUCUGCAGCAAAGCCCUUUGCCCUAGACUCUCCCCGAGGGGGGGCCAGCGCAUGCGGCGACCUCUUGUACGAGAGGCAGCAGCAGCAGCAGCAGCUGCAGCAGCAGCAGCUGCUGCUGCAGCAGCAGCAGCAGUCGGCAGGCGUGUUCCUGCUGCUGCAGCAGCAGCAGGAACAGCAGACACUCAGGAGACGCUCCAGCUGCUCCCACACACUUCAUCAGUGGCAGCACCAGCUGCAUCUGCAGCAGCAGCAGCAGCAGCAACAGCUUUCCCUGCUGCAGACAGGGGACCCGCAGCACAAUGUGUGUCUUCGCCGCCGACACAGCAGCAGAGGCGCUGUGGGCUUUGGGGACUGCGGGCUACAGCAGCAAAGGGAGGACUUGUUGAGUUGUUCUCCGUAUCAUGCUGACACGUGCGCAGCAGCAGCAGCAGCAGCAGCAGCAGCCGCAGCAAACGCCACAGACGCAGCAGCAGCUGCUGCUACUUCUUGCAGUGUGUUGACAAUGGAGGACCCUUUUUUCAGUGUAGCAGUAAGUACAGUGUCUCGAAGCCUCCUGUACUUUCUUUACAGCAGCAAGAGUCUGGGGUUGCUGCUGCUGAUGCUGCUGCUGAUGUUGCUGGCGCUGCUGAUGCUGCUGCUGCUGCAGCUGCCGCCGAUGAUCCUGAGCGGAGACAGAGGAGCAGCAGCAGCAGCGCAGGCAAUGGCCUCGCUGCGGCCCGAGGAGACAGAAGGAGAUGCUGCUGCUGCUGCUGCUUUUUGUUUUAAAUCUCCUUCUUCAGAUUGUUCCUUGACUUUGACAAAUAACAGCACAAACUCUGUUGCUUCGGAGGCCCCCGCUGCGCUGAGUCCCCAGGUCACUUCCAGCUUGUGUGACUUUCCGCUGCAGCUGCAGCAGCAGCUGCAGCAGCAGCAGCUGCUGCUGCAGCAGCAGUUGCUGCUGCAGCAGCAGCAGCUCCAGCAGCUGCAGCCACCCACUUCUGGCAGACAACAGCUACUUCUGCCACUGCAAGAAGACACAACAAUCCCGACACAGCAACAACUCGACAGACAGCAGCAAACAGUCAGUCUGCUGCCCGAUGCAAUGAUAGACCCAGGGCUGCUGCUGCUGCAGCAGCAACAAAUACUGCAACAGCAGCAGCAACUGCUGUCUGCCGCCAGCAUGGAAGUUGAGCAGGACCACUUAUGCGCCGCUGGCUCGCUGCAACAAGAGCAGCAACAAGGGAAGCUGCAGCAGCAGGAGCAUCCAGAAUGGCUGCUCGGAAACCCUCUGCAGCAGCAGCAACACCAACUGCAGCAAGUAGUAUUGCAGCAGCAGCAGCAACUGCAGCAGGUGCUGCUUCACCAGCAACAGCUGCAGCAGCAACUGGAGCAGCAAGCGCUCCAGCUGCAGCAGCACUCACUUCACGGCCAGCACGUCUCGGGCGUGCACGCUGCGGUGCAGCAGCAGGAGCAGCAGGAGCUGCAGCAGGAGCUGCAGCAGCAGGCUUUUGUGCAGCAGCAGCCCGGAGAGGGGCAGCAAGUGCACGAGUCGAAGCUGGGCGGGGGUGAGCUUCCAGAGCUUCCAGAGGCCUCCUGCGCCUUGGCGCAGCAGCAGCAGCAGCAACAACAACCGCAGCAUCAGGAGCAGCAGCAGCAGCAGCAGCCCCAGCUGUGGCUCUCUUCAGCGCAGCCUGAAGUGAGCCCCCUCACCGACGCGCUGCAGCUGCAGCUGCAGGAACAGCAGCAGCUGCAGAAGCAGCAGCUGGAUGGCGACAUGCAGCUGGAUAAAUGUCAAGGGGACAUGCAACUGGAGAAUUGCCACGCUGUGCAACAGCAGCAGCAGCAGCAGCAGCAGCAAGCGCAUCCACAGCUGCAGCAGCCGCCGCAUUCGCAGCCAGUGCGUGAAGUUUCUUCUUCUUUUUCAGAAAUGCUCGAGCCUGCAGUGCAGCAGCAAAGACUGAAGCAGCAGCAGAAGCAGAAGCAGCAGAAGCACAGGCAUGCGCGGCAUGCGCCGCAGCAGCAACACCGCCAUCAUCUUCAGCAGCGGCAGCAGCAGCAGCAACAGCGGAAGCAGCGGCGUAGCUCCGUCGCUCACGGCAAGCCCUCAAGAAAGCUUGGUGAAGCAGCAGCAGCAGCAGCUGCUGCUGCCGCUGGCAGAAACAUCGUGGGGCCCCUCAGGCGGUCACUCAGGUCCAAAAGACUUUCUGCAAAAGGUGUGUACUGCAGCGGGAGCAGCAGCAACAGCAGCAGCAACAGCAGCAGCAGCACGCAGGAAAGAGGUGCUGUAGUGUUUCUUCACCGUGAUUUAGUGGUUAGAUACGUGGAUCAAGACGCGCCGUGCACUGUUGCUCCUGAUGCUGCUACUACCACUACUGCUGCUGCUGCUGCUAUUGCUGCUGAUGUUCCUGCUGCUGCUGCUGCCGCUGCUGUGCCUGCCUGUUACUGCGCGCUUGCCAUUGCUGCUACUGCUGUUACUGCUGCUACUGCCGCUACUGCUGGUACUGCUGCUGCUGCUGCUGCCGCUGCUGUGGCUGCCUGUUACUGCGCGCUUGCCACUGCUGCUACUGCUGUUACUGCUGCUACUGCCGCUACUGCUGGUACUGCUGCUGCUACCGCUGCUACUGCUGCUACUGCUGCUGCUGCUGCUACUGCUGCUAUUGAUGCUACUGCUAGUAGCACUGCUGUUGCUGCUGCUGCUACUACUACUGCUACUACUGCUACUACUGCUGCUACUGCUACUAGUGCUACUGCUGCUGCGGCUGCUGCUGCUGCUGCGGCUACUGCUACUACUGCUGCUACUGCUGCUACUGCUGCUACUGCUGCUACUGCUGCUACUGCUGCUACUGCUGCUACUGCUAGUACUUGUACUACUACUGCUACUGCUGCUACUGCUGCUACUGCUGCUACUGCUGCUGCUUGCUGCUGGGUGCUGCUGCUGCUGCCGUGCUGGUGCACAGAAGAUAGUCUGAACUCCUGUGAAGAAGAAGAGGAGUGGCUGCCCCACAAGACUCUUGUUGCAGAUCCUGUUGCAGCUGCGGCGGCUUCAGGCGUUCCUGGCUUGUGCUCUGCUGCUAGCGUUGAAGGCAGCAAAGACGCAGCACCAGCUGCGGCAGCAGCAGCAGCUGGAGCAAGGACAGAAGCAGCAGCAGCUGCAGCAGACACAGACGACAGGCUUUUGCUGCAGCUCAAGAGCCUCGUGUGUCCUUCAACUGACCCCAAGACGGCCUCUCCGGUGUCUUCGGUCACACGGGAAGAGUCUUCGCGGGUAGAGCAGCAGCAGCAGCAGCAGCAGCAACAGCAGCAGGAGCCACUCCGACAGCUAAAGCAGGAGCAGCGACAGCAGCAGCAGCAGCAACCGGACGCGUCCGGUGCUGCGCCCGCGUCUAGCGGCGGCCGUAGCAGCUGCGCCGCACCUGGACGGCAGCUGCCGGAGCUGCGGCGCGGCAGCAAAUGCAUCCGGGGGGCCCCCCGGGCCACAGUGCAGCAGCUGUACGGCCAGACUUAUGACUUGGAGGCCCUCGCGCUGCAGCUGGACGAAACCCACAUUGAUGACAUUGACCCUGGGGACUUCGACAGAAGUUAUUCUCAAGGAAAAAGAUUUGCUGUUGGCGACUUGGGAAGGAAGCUGCUGCUCGUCGUCGUCAGGGAGAAACUCGAGGCGGGGGCAUGCGGGCAGCUGAAGUUCUUGACCUUGACAGACCUUUUUCGUUUAGCUUAUGAAUUGGGUCUUUGGGAGUUUGCGUUGAAGGUGGCGAUGGCCUACAGAGUGGGUUGUUUGCGGAUCCCCAAGACUGCGCCUGCGCCGCCCGCAGCAGCAGCAGCAGCAGCAGCAGCAGCAGCAGCGCGCCCGGAAGCGGAAGCGGCAGCAGGCGCGGCGCCAAACGCAAACACAGGGCCCAGCCAAAGCUCAGCCAGUGGCCCCACAGAGGCUCCUGCUGCUUCUUUGCUGCUCACAGAAGCUGCAGAGCGCAGCAAGGUUUCUGGCGCUGCAGAGGCGCCAGGAUUGGCUGCCGGCAGCAGCGGCAGCAGCAGCAGCGGGACCAGAGGCGGCAGCGGUGAGGCAAUGCUGCAGGAUGGUCCCGAAGCGCAGGUUGUGCUGCAGCGGAGCAGCAAACGAAGGCUGCUCCCGUCCCCCGCUGAGGGAGACAGCGGCAGCAGCACCAGCAGCACGAACAGCAGCAAAAGCAGCAACAGCAGCAGCCGGUCCCGCCCAGCGCAUUCUGCAGCUGCGGAGAACACUUCCAGCUGCGACAGAAAGAGCCCCUUGGACUUGCUCAGGUCCGUCGGGGUCCAUGAUCAAUAG
Eimeria tenella is the source of this 4413-nucleotide messenger RNA. RefSeq lists its product as uncharacterized. The coding region runs from base 1 to 4413 and encodes 1470 amino acids. The record is from RefSeq and is a predicted model, not a curated record. The transcript is spliced from 4 exons. NCBI's taxonomy places the organism in Eukaryota, Apicomplexa, Conoidasida, Eucoccidiorida, Eimeriidae.